Messenger RNA from Salvia miltiorrhiza (redroot sage), 908 nucleotides. Its product is annotated as 60S ribosomal protein L17-1-like. Gene Ontology annotation, molecular function: structural constituent of ribosome. Gene Ontology annotation, biological process: cytoplasmic translation. The record is from RefSeq and is a predicted model, not a curated record. Gene Ontology annotation, cellular component: cytosolic large ribosomal subunit; ribosome. The transcript is spliced from 7 exons. The coding region runs from base 175 to 699 and encodes 174 amino acids. Lineage: Eukaryota; Viridiplantae; Streptophyta; Magnoliopsida; Lamiales; Lamiaceae.
GGCCCUUCUACCUCGCAAUUUAGACCCAAAAAGUUGAAGCCCAGCCCAUGAAGCCAUUGAGUAUUAGGGUUUUACUAUAAAAUCUUCUGCACCAUCUCUUCUCUUUCUCAUUCGAAGAAAAUCAAUCGACUUCCGCAGUUUCUGCAGUACCGCCGAAGAAGAACAGCUGCAACAAUGGUGAAAUACUCGAGAGAGCCCGAUAACAUCACUAAAUCUUGUAAGGCUAGGGGAUCUGAUCUCAGAGUUCAUUUCAAGAACACUAGGGAGACAGCGCACGCCAUCAGGAAGUUGCCUUUGGGCAAGGCCAAGAGGUACUUGGAGGAUGUGCUUGCCCACAAACAGGCCAUACCUUUCACUCGUUUCUGUGGUGGUGUUGGGCGAACUGCUCACGCCAAGAAUAGACACUCUAACGAACAAGGUCGCUGGCCAGUGAAAUCUGCCAUGUUCAUCUUGGAUUUGCUCAAGAAUGCCGAAAGUAAUGCUGAGGUGAAAGGUUUGGAUGUGGAUGCACUAUUCAUUUCUCACAUUCAGGUUAACCAGGCCCAGAAGCAAAGGCGCCGCACAUACCGUGCUCAUGGAAGGAUUAACCCCUACAUGUCGUCACCUUGCCAUAUUGAGUUGAUUUUGUCAGAAAAGGAAGAGCCUGUGAAAAAAGAGCCCGAGUCGCAGUUGGCGACGAGCAAACCGAGGAAGUCUUGAGCAAUUGGCUAUUUGUUGGAUCAUAUUGUAGUUCAAGUUUUGAAAGUUAUUUUUUGGUCCACUUUGUUUUGAACUAUGUUUGGAUUUUGGAGAUUAAUCGAAAUUUUCUUAUGUGCUUGGAUAUGUAUUUUGGAUCCUAAAUAGCAUAUUUCUUCUUGGACUUCUUACUCGAUCUCCUUUGCCCUCGUUUCAUCAAUGAUUUUUCCCAC